This is a messenger RNA of Asterias rubens (European starfish), 4970 nucleotides long. Its product is annotated as death domain-containing protein 1-like. The transcript is spliced from 12 exons. Gene Ontology annotation, molecular function: protein binding. Bases 578 to 4114 code for a protein of 1178 amino acids. Gene Ontology annotation, biological process: signal transduction. The record is from RefSeq and is a predicted model, not a curated record. Lineage: Eukaryota; Metazoa; Echinodermata; Asteroidea; Forcipulatida; Asteriidae.
GUUUGGGUGAUUAAAGAUGGUCUGUAGCUUACUACAGCUUUCUUCGGGCUCCUUCUUCGGCUAUACAACUUUCAUAACAACAUUGGGAGAGAAAUAUGCGUAUUUGUAAUGGAAUCGAAUGAGCUGUAGAGAGUUGCAUCUACGGAUUCAUUAAGAGGAUAAUUGCAACGGUUAGGGGUGAUACUUUACGAGGAUUAUGUCAUUAACUGGAACUAAAGCCCUCAGCCACCCAUAACUGUGUGACAGCUAGCUAUGAGUAACCCAGGCAGCAAGCCGGUCGUAUUUGACCAGCAUCCGUAAAGGACUUUCAAGUUUCAAGGUGGGCGAAAUAGCCAUAAUUGCUCCACAUAAAAGCUAUAUCAUAACUAGCUGUAUGAAGAGUCCAGCUAUAAGAAGUUCACAAUUUUGCAGCCAUUGCAGCAACCCUUAGUGUACACUGAACCUCAUGUAUAUGAAUGACUACUACACGUCUUGAUCUUGGAAUAAUUGAACAGCUCUUAUGGAACAACACUCAACGAGGCCAGUUCAGGAGGACAUUUCAUUCAUCACAAGAUAAUCUAGACUUUCUUAAGCGACAAUGGCUGACGUUCCUGAGGCUAAACCUGCCCGUUGCCGGCACUCCAACGACGGGGAGCAAGACGAGAAAACAACCCGGAAGGCAGAGCAAGGAAAAGUCGCCUCACGGAAAGCCCCAAAAGCCUCAUCACAGAUAGCCUCACGGAGUCACGGUGGGUCAGAAGCCUCCGCACAGCACUCUCACGGUAGGAGGCUAUCGGGGUCGAUAGACCAAGGAGGUAGCGUGAGCUCGGAGGUACCAUCAAGUAGAGGUAGCGUGAGGUCUGAGGUAUCAUCCGAUAAACACAGAGGCUCUGGGCGGAAUAGCCUGGCCUCAGCUGAUACUGAUAGCAUCACCUCAGAUGUCUCUGCCGGGAAGAGGUCAAGUGUAAGUGGGAGGUAUGGGUCAAGUGAGGUCCAAGAUGGGGCGUAUUCAACAGAUGAGGACCUUUCCAAAUCAGCCUCAACACUUCACGGCGUACGCGAUGGGCGGUCGAUGGGCUCUAUGAACUCUAUAGGAAAUGAACCUCAAAGUGACGCCUCAGAUCGCCACAGUGAGGACAACCGGAGGGAUGAUGAAUAUGAGGUUAGGAAUAGAGCGUCCAGUCGCCAGACUAGUUCUAGUGCUUACUCCAAAGAGUUGGAGUACGGGGAUGAGGGAACACCGAGCGAUUUGACGGCCGUCUUCUCCUCGUUUAUCACGGUCAUCCAUGAGGAGACAGAGCGCCUCCAGAGAGCGGAGAGCCUCGGGAGCAUUGAGACGUCGCACGUGCGAGGGGUCCUUGGUGAGCUGUCGGAGACGCUGAGGGAGAGUGAGGACCAGAGCUUGAGGUUGUUUGAGGGCAUCGAGGCGAUCAGGGAGGCUGCCCAGGGACUGAAGAAGACUCUGGAGGCAAGGCUGAAUCGAUCCAAUGAUGCGGAGGCUGAAGCCAUGGUGGACGAGAAGGAUAAUACAGAUAACAAGAAGGCACACUCUCGGGCUGUUGCCGCCGUCACUGCAGCCAAAGCCCUGCUGGCGGAAGUUGCCCUGGACGUCGCCUCGGCCACCCAGAUGGCAGCCGAAGCAGAGACCGCCGCUGCCGAAGCAGCUGCGGCCGCAGAGACGGCCAAGGAGGAACUCGCUGAGAUCGAAGACCGACUGGACCAGGUUGAAGAUGCUGAACGGCCAGAGGAAGAUGCGGCAAGUGAGGCAAGCGGAGCAGUUGAUGAUGAACAAAAGGAGGACAAAGAAGAUGCAGAAGAUCGUCUUGAAGAUGGUCCCGAAGAGGAACUUUCUCUCAAUUGGGAUAGUCAAGAAAAAGAAGAGAACGAGGAUGCAAGAUCCCUCUCAAGCCGUGCCCCUUUGAGACAAGGUGAAGAUUCUGUGGAAGGCGACGCUCAAGAAGACGAACACGAGGAGGAUGAGGAAGAGAAAGAAGAUGAAGGCGAAGAGAACAAUGAAGAUGUGACAGUUGGAGAUGGUGAGAACAAUAAGGAGGAGGAUGAUAAACCGGAGGACACACCCAAACCACCUCCCUCACCGAAGAGGAAAAGGAGUAUCAAAGAGAACGUCUUGGAUUGGCCGCACCAAAUAUUAAACCUUCCCGAUGAUGACGUCACUGAUGACGAAAUCGGCUGCGUCAUUCGCCUCAAGGAAGAGUACUUCACCACAACCGUGCCGGAGUUCCGUUGCGUCAUCAACAACAACCUGAGCACUGAUGCAGUCGCAGACAGCGAGGAGCUUGUCAGCCAUGUUGUCACCGUCGAGCAGGUCUUUGACGACGACAGUAACGUCAUUGUCAGUGAGCUCGAGGUACCGAUUGUCGUUGCGAUCCCGUACAAUGUGAGUGCACGGAUGUUGAGCACGAAGGAGUUUGUGGUGAAGUUCAGAGGUGGGAACGAGGAUGCGUGGAAGGUCGUCCCCAUGCUGGUUGCGGAUAGCUCUUUUGAGGAGCACAAGGGUCCAUUUGCCGAAGUGCGGACCUACAACCUGGGUUCAUUCGCAGUGGUGACUCGUCUGAACAAGGAACGGCAGACGAUAACGAAGAAGGGUGGGGUGGUCAAGUCGUCCAGUGACUCCCGUAUGAACGUGUCCUACCCGCCCGGUGUCUGUUCACUAAUGAGCGUCACCUUACAGGUUCAACCAGCAGAGCAGGCAGUGGGUGACCUCCGUGCCCGAAUGCGGCACUGCUCCGAUCUCAUCGCCGCAAGCCCCAUCAUCCACCUCAGCCACUCCCCGGGAAAACCCUUUGAUACACCCGUCACCGUCACCAUCCCCUGCCCGCCAAACCCCCUCAAGGUCCCCGCAGCGACCACGGCCAACAGCACCGCGGGGAAGACACCAGAGAAACAAGCCCCGCUCUCACCGGACGGAGCUGUGAUCAUACGCGGGACGAAGAGCAGUAUCUUCGGCGGGGAUCCGGCUGAGGACACGCUUCACCUGAUGCACCGGCAGUCGAAUUGGGGGUAUUGGAACGAGGUGGAGAAUGCCAACAUCAAACAAGUCAGGAAGGAUCUGGUGUCCAUCGAGUUGGACAAGCCAAUGGAUAAAGUCUUAAUACUCCGGAUGACAGCAGACGGUCGUUACCCAGCCAAGAGCGUAGCCCAAACCUUCGAGAAGGCCCUCCAAAUCAAGUACGCCACCAUCUUACUCCACCACCGCGAGGACGAUCCCCAGCGCGUUUUGGUACAGUGUGUACCCUCGAGACAGCUAGAGGGCGCUCUCAGGCGGCUGAACCAGGACGGUUACGAGGGACCCCCCGAGCCUAGUGGGGAUAUAGCUAUGACGGAGGGACAGGAAAUUACAAUGAGAUUUACUGGUAACAUAAAGAUAGUCGGCCGUGACCAGAUCACGUUUACGUUUCACACCCAAAGGAGGAAUGUCAUCGAGUUUAGCAUCGACGAGAUCAAUAAGUUUGGCAAUCACAGCUCGGAAGAGUACCGGGGAAUGGCUGAAUUCUACGGCAGGCCACGCAUCACGCUCGCUGACAUGGAGGAUCCGGAAGAGGUUCUACUCCGGGAAGCUGAUGCAAAGGCCGCCGAAAAAGACAGCAAACACUCGGGGUCGUCCAUGCUGACCAAAUCAGACAAGAAGAAGCCAGACGGGGACGGUAUGGGCGGACGAGACUACCAACAAAGCUUGAAGAAGAUUGAGACCGAUUUGAUCUGUAAACUUCCUGUGUCAAUACCAAAGGCUGAGCCAGAGCCGCCCCUUCCACCCAGUAGAUACCGUGCUACUGCCAUCGAUGUAGGAGGUACGGUGAGCAACGCCAAUCUGCGUUGGUUAUCUACAGAGUUAGGGAACGAGUGGGAGUCACUCUCAGCCGCAUUGGGCAUCAAGAGGAGUCGUCUACAGAGCAUCAAGAGAAAUAAUCCCAUCAAGGUGGACCAGCAAGUCCUUGAUAUGUUGGUGACUUGGAGGAGCAUGCUACCCCGAGCCUACGACAAAGAGAGGAAGUUAUGCCGUGCUCUGGUCAAAUGCGGCCGGUACGACCUGGCUGAGGAACUGAAAGAAAGAGACGCAACGGCAACGGAGUUUAGUAACAACAACGUCAAUAUGCUAGAUGUUGAUGAUUAUUGAACCGGGCAAGAUGAGAGUCUUGGAGUCUUGGUUCAAAAUCUCCUGUACUGUAUGUAGACUUUAUGCACGCGAUGUCAUAUCAGUAGGGCGCCCUCACCUAAAGGUCAAAAAGCGGUCGUUGAUUGGUCAAACCUGUGUGCCGUGCGUACAAAUCACAGUGUUUUUUUUUUAUAGUUGAUCUCCAUUAAAUUUUUGCUAUAUAAAUGUGUUUUAUUGUUAUACUGACGAUGUUUUUGAUUGAUACGUCAUUGUUUUACCUCUAAGAUGGCGGUUGAAUGACGUCAAUGCAUUAUGUAUAUCACAAGAGGGCGGGCUCUCACCAUAGACCACUAUCACCUCCGAGAACUGUAGGAGAGUAUUUGAACCAACACUAUAGCGGGAUGAUCGUGAUGGAAAAAGAAACGCGCAGGAAAGUGACAUCAAAAGGACAUUGACCCAUUGCACAACGCACCCUUACGCACCUUAGCUUGUCCGCCGUUUUGAAAAAAAAAAAAUAUAUUACCUGGUAAGUCUACUGCCGCCUUUGCUCCCAAAAAGUUCCCCCACCCAUUUUUAUACAAAAUGGCGGAAAUGGUAGACGCGCAUUUUAGUUGAGAAAUUGAAGUAACAAACAGUAUACGGAUAUUCGUGUGUUAGAUAAAAUAAUGUAGGAACUUUGUAUACCACUGCAGAUCUGUUUUCAUUUAUUACCACAUCAUACAAAUUCACCAUACAAAAACAUUUUCAUGAAAACGAUUAUUAUUCAUCAUCAUGGACAGUAUUAGUUUUACACUUUCACCUCGUUGGUUUUCUUUUUGCAAAUUUACCAUUAUUUUUUUGAAACUUAAUUUUAAAGGCAGUGGACACUAUUGGUAAU